Messenger RNA from Periophthalmus magnuspinnatus, 3466 nucleotides. It is a transcript of the gene qdpra, whose product is annotated as quinoid dihydropteridine reductase a. Gene Ontology annotation, biological process: tetrahydrobiopterin biosynthetic process; L-phenylalanine catabolic process. The transcript has 7 exons. The record is from RefSeq and is a predicted model, not a curated record. Gene Ontology annotation, molecular function: 6,7-dihydropteridine reductase activity; NADPH binding; NADH binding. The coding region runs from base 109 to 819 and encodes 236 amino acids. Lineage: Eukaryota; Metazoa; Chordata; Actinopteri; Gobiiformes; Gobiidae. Gene Ontology annotation, cellular component: cytoplasm.
GCCCCCCGCGCCUCUCAGCCCGCUGUGUAUUUAGCCCGUGCUCCUCUCCUCCGGGCUCCAUUCAUCCGCCCAUUUCCCCGCUGUCACUGCUGCUAAUCCCGGCUAACCAUGGCUGCUAACAGGGUCAUCGUCUACGGAGGAAGAGGGGCUCUGGGCUCCAGGAUUGUGCAGCAUUUUAGGUCCAAAGGCUGGUGGGUUGCUAGCAUCGAUAUGGCAGCUAACGAGGAAGCAAACGAGAAUGUCAUAGUGAAGAUGAGUGAGUCUUUUAUGGAGCAGGCUGGACAGGUGACCACAGAUGUGUCUCAGUUACUGGGGGAACAGAAGGUGGAUGCCAUCUUGUGUGUGGCUGGAGGCUGGGCAGGAGGAAACUGCAGCUCCAAAGAUUUGUACAAGAACGCAGACUUGAUGUGGAAGCAGAGUGUGUGGACAUCCACCAUCUCCAGUCACCUGGCUGCUCUACACCUCAAACCAGGAGGACUGCUCACUCUGGCUGGGGCUAAAGCUGCUCUUUCAGGGACUGGAGGUAUGGUGGGUUAUGGAAUGGCCAAAGCUGCUGUCCAUCAGUUGUGUCAGAGUCUGGCAGCCAAAAACAGCGGAAUGCCCUCAGAAGCUACAGCUGUCGCAAUUCUACCGGUUACCUUGGAUACGCCUAUGAACAGGAAGUUCAUGCCUAAGGCCGACUUCAGCUCGUGGACACCGUUGGAGUACAUCGCAGAAUUGUUCUUCAACUGGGCCACAGGGACAGACCGCCCAGCUUCAGGCAGCCUCAUGGAGCUGGUGACCUCGGCAGGUGAAACCCAGGCAGUGCCAGCCAAGUAGAAUAAGGGAGAGAGAGUAUGGACAAGAGACAUGGAGUAGACCGCAGGGAGAGGAGAGGAAAGGAGGUGUGGAGAUGUACAUGUUUAUAAGAGGAGAAAAAAAGAGAAGGUAGUGUGGUUGUAACAGCUCCACAGCACCAUCUAGCUGUAGAAAAUAGUCUCUUCAAUUCAUGCCACAACCUUAAAGGGCCUAUAUUACAUUAUUGUGUUUGUCGUUUCCUCAUCAGAAACCUGCAUAUUGUGGCUGAGUUGUUCUCGAGAAAGGAAAACACUCCUUCCUACCUUGUGAUGGUAUGUGGUAAUACAGGAAGUGCUCCACUGUGUUUUUAAACUUCAUACGUUUUCACUAAGAUCAGUAUGGGUGAUUUCAAGCCUGGAAUUGCUAAUCUCUACUGAACAAAAGGUAAAAGGUUGCUGUUGCUGUUCACUUGGAAACUACCACUACAUAAACAUGCAUUUUUAGUUUUGCUAAUAUAGACAGACUAAUAAAUCAGGACUAUUGAAACAUGUGUGAAUGAAACAACGUAACUCCGGGUUUUGAGGAGGUAACGAUAUUAUAAGAUUGCUCCAAGUAAUUUGGGACCUUUCAAGGGCCAUUACCUGAUUUUAAUUUAUUCUUGUCAAAAUAAAUACUCUUUACAUCAUGAACAGCACGAUAAAAGCUGCUGGAUAAGAAUAUAAAUUGAGACUGUAAAAUAUAAGGUAUUCAUUUUAUUGCAUUUUCUCUACUGACAGGGUCACCUUGUUUCAUCCAAUUCGGCACAUUGUUAUUGAGAAUCAUGGGAAACCAACUGCCUGACACUAUCCCAGACACUUGAUUCUCUGUCAUGGUGCGAUAUCAUAGCGAUAGAAAAGACUAGAUAGGCUCGGCUAAAAGUUCAAACUAAACCAUUUUCUUGGCUCAUGGUUUGAAAUCUGGUAAAGGCCCUUUAACGCUACAAUACAUGACUAAAUAAAUGCAUAAAUUAUAGAUAGUUUAUUUUGUGGUUCAUUGUUGUCAUGAUUUGAAAUAGUAUUUUUCAACCACGCAACUGAUUUGUUUGUCAUGUUGUAUGCAGAGUUAUUUUUAAAAGUAUUUUCUGAAACUCAUGUUUUGUUUCAUAUAUAUUUUCAAAUAUCUUUUAGUAAAAUUACAAUCAGGUUGACUAUCAAGGUGCAUUGAUGGUAUUGUAACUAGUAGCUUAUGUGUUCAUAUGUCUAAUUUCAGAACACUCAAGCAUUUCACAACAUUGUACUUUGUGCUUCCCAUACUUUAAAAGGGCACUAUAACUUUUCUGGUGGAGGGUCCACCACAUGCUUAUAUCUAUGGAAAUGUUACUGCCUUGCCUAGAAUGUUCCACAGUAUCCAUCUUGGAUUUAUUCAAUUACAUGCGUUUGAAUAAAUGCAAGAGGGGGAACUAUUUCCUUGCUCUUUCCACAAACCUGACCUGUAACUUGGCCUGAUAGUACCAUCUGUUUGUUUUUAGGGAGAAAGACAAGUUUAAUGCCUUACUAUGGAGCAUUCCAGGUGCAGGGAAUGUUGUCAAAAGUACUGAAAACCAAAUACUAAUCAAUAGAACUAGUAUCGAUACAAAAGAGUCACAUUCUUAUACUUGUUCAAAUACAGCUCAAGAUCAAAAGUUUAAGACUAUCUGUGUCUCCAAAAAUCCCACAGUUGUCCACAUAGACUGGACAGCUGUGGGAUCACAUAGAUGUAACACCACAUGGUAAUAUGAAAAUCAUUCUACUGUCCAGAGCAGACAUCGGUAAACUACGACCUGGGGGCCACACAUGGCCCUUUGGGCUUAUUAAUCCGGCCCACCGAAGGUCACCAAAUUUAUAUUAAAAUAGAUAAGGGUAAACCUUGUACAGUUUACCUUUUGUUUACAAGUUUUUUACAAGUUGUUGAUCUUUUGACACUUGAUAAAACUGAAUGUGAGUUUUUCUGCUGUUUAUUUAACUGAAAUUUAAUAAAUUAUUAAUUUAAUUUGGAUUUGUAAAACAAUUAGUACAAUACUUAUUCAUGCUUUGCUAUAUGUUACAGGCCAAAUCCCUAAUGUAAUAUAUACAUAUACUGGCCCGGCCCUAAAUUAUAGAACCCACUGUGGCCCGUGUGUCAAAAAGUUUGCCCACCCCUGGUCUAGAGUGUUUUAUAUUAUCAUUGUGGGAACAGAAUCUGUAUUGUGUAUCGAAAUUGAGUUUGAAAUUUUAGUAUUGUGACAACACUAAUCCGUGUAGAUUUGUCCACCCACCCCAUCAGAAAAGUUGCAUAACGCGCCUUUAAUUCUAGCUGACGUAAUGGCUAGCUAGCGAGACCCAUUCCUAUUUAUAAAGUGGUUCUGGAAUCUUUUUGGCAAAGCUUGAUUUGCAUUGCAGUGACUAAACCAAACGUUGCUAAUGUUGGAUUUUGAUGCGUUAAAUGUCUACCCAUUGUCUGUAAUCUGCCCGCCAUGUGGAACGCCAUAUGUCUGUACUAUUCUCACUACUGUUGUUUUCGCCUCCGUAACUUCACAACUUGUCAAAAUGCCGCUGUCUUCUCUCAAACGGACAAUUCUGGAAGCGGAGUGGCCUUAGUCUAUCAAGUGUCCUUGUGUCCAGUGUCCUCUAUGGGUUUAUAUAUUGUAACUGUGUCAAAUUGAAAAUGAAUAAAACCUAAGUGUGUGUUUGUA